AUGGGUUUCACCAACUUCAAUCAGAAAUUGGCCAAGAAAGUAUUCGGCAUCGACACCUGCAAUCAGCAGCAUCGAAGGCUCAAGGAGUUUGAGGAGCCUCUCACUCAGAUCGUACCACAUGCUUACCGCGAGCAGGAGCCCACAGUAGCAGAAUGGUUUCGAUCUCUCGUCCCUGAUAAACACGCUGCAGUCGAUUACAUUCACGAUCUCUUCCCGUCAGCCCAAUGGGUCACUCGUUACAACCUCCGAUGGCUGGCUGGCGACUCCAUUGCAGGUCUCACCAUCGGUCUCGUCAUUGUACCGCAGGCCAUGGCGUAUGCACUGCUCGCCCAGCUCAGCCCUGAGUAUGGUCUGUACACCUCACUCGCAGGCGCAGCCACCUACUGGAUAUUUGGGACAUCCAAGGACAUUGUUAUCGGCACCACCGCCGUGGGAUCACUGCUUGUGGGACAAGUCAUCACCCAUGUCGAAGAGCAAAGACCUGGCGACUAUACUAGGACCGAGAUUGCGAAAGCAUUGUCCUUCUUGAUCGGCGCGAUUUUGCUGCUGAUUGGUUUGCUUAGACUUGGAUGGCUAAUUGAGUUCAUUCCAUACGUGACCCGACAUAGGCUAACAAAAACCUACAGACCAAUAUCUGCGUUCGUCACUGCUGCCAGCAUCACCAUCAUGUGCACACAAAUACCUGUCUGCCUUGGUAUCAAAGGAAUCAAUACCAGACUUUCACCGUACCGUGUGAUACUGGACACACUGGAAGGCCUGCCUCGAACUCAGCUUGAUGCCGCCAUCGGUAUCUCAUGCAUCGUCUUACUUUUCGUGGUUCGUGAUGUUUGUGCCAAGCUGGAAGUCAAGCGUCCUGCCCAAAAGCGCAUGUGGGCCACCAUCUCCUCGUUGAGACUAUCUCUGGCCAUGAUUUUCUUCACGCUGAUCAGCUGGAUCGUCCAUCGCACCAUGCCCCGCGGCGAGACCAAGUUUCGCCUAGUUGGACCAAUCAGCUCCGGUUUUCCGCAAGCUGGGCCUCCACGCCUCGACAGCGACCUGGUCAGUUUGAUCCUGCCAGAGACUCCGGCGAUUCUGAUCAUCCUGGUCAUCGAACACAUUGCUAUUGCGAAGGCGAUGGGAAGAACGUUCAGCUAUACUGUGAGACCCUCGCAAGAGAUCCUCGCACAGGGCACCGCCAACUUUCUCGGUCCCUUUGUGGGAGGCUACUGCUGUACCGGCUCUUUCGGUGCUAGUGCCGUGCUAUCCAAGGCAGGUGUCAGGACGCCUCUCGCGGGCCUCUUCAGUGCCAUGAUCCUGAUUCUGGCGUUGUAUGCAUUGACUGCCGUCUUUUACUACAUACCCAUGGCAGCGUUGGCGGGACUGAUCAUCCACGCCACCUCGAAUCUGAUGACUCCUCCAAAGUCGUUGUACAGAUAUUGGCAGCUAUCCCCAUUCGAGCUGAUAAUUUGGAUAGCUGGCGUCCUCCUCGCGUUGUUCACGUCUCUCGAGACUUCGAUCUACGUCACCAUCGCCUUAUCACUCACGCUGCUCAUGGUGCGCCUCGCGCGCACCAAAGGCAAAUUCAUGGGUCGCGUCCGCAUUGGCCGCGUGGCCAUCAACGUCUCGGUCAACAACGACGACCACAAGUCGACCUCGACCUCCAGCGCCGUCGACAUCCCCCUCCGCGACGCCUACCUCGCAACAGAUCGCACCGACGCCACCAACCCCGACAGCGACAUCGAAACCCCCUAUCCGGGCGUCUUCAUCUUCCGCUUCUCCGAAGGCUUCAACUACGUCAACCAAGCGCAGCAAAUGGACACACUCCUCCGCCACAUCCUCGCCAACACCAAAUGCACUUCGCCCGACGAGGGCAUGCGGCCCUCGGACCGUCUCUGGAACGACCCGGGCCCCACGCGCGCCUCCCUCGCCGCCGACGCCCACAAGCCCGUCCUGCGCGCCGUCGUGCUCGACUGCUCCUCCGUCAACAACACCGACAUCACCAGCGUGCAGGGUCUCAUCGACACGCGCAACUUCCUCGACCGCCACGCCAGCCCGGCCAUCGUCGAGUGGCAUUUCGCCUGCGUGAGCAACCGCUGGACGCGCCGCGCGUUGGCGGUCGCGGGCUUCGGCUUCCCCGUCGCGGACAAGCCGGACGCGGUGGCUAAUUGGGCACCCGUGUACACGGUCAGUCGCUCGUUUGCGGGGGCCACGCCGGACGAUGUGCGCGAGGAGGCGAGUCGGCGGCGGCGGGAGAAGACGAGGCUGGAUGUCGCGGUCGAUGAGGAGCGCAGGUGUCAGAUGCCCGUCACCAAGGCCGAGUUUGAGAUGCAGUGCGAACCUAUUGGGGAGGUGCCGGGAGACAGCAGCAGUGAUGGCGAGGCGGCGUCUUCAAGGCCGAGAACGAGGAACGGAACGGCGAGUGAGGUCGAGAAGUGCAGUGAACAGGGUGAGGAGGAGGAGGAAGCCGAGGAAGUGAAGAGAGCGAGGAGGAGGAGGGCGGACCGCAGUCAGUCGCCGCCCGUCCUGCUCUAUGGUAUGGAUCGGCCCUUCUUCCACGUCGAUCUGGUCGAGGCGGUGGAUGCGGCGGUGAGGGAUGCGAAGAGGGCCGAGGGGAGGGGGCCGGUCGUUGUGGUGGAUGAUGGGGUGGUGAAUUAA
Molecule: messenger RNA, 2634 nt
Organism: Cyphellophora europaea CBS 101466
Lineage: Eukaryota; Fungi; Ascomycota; Eurotiomycetes; Chaetothyriales; Cyphellophoraceae
Exons: 3
Coding region: 1-2634 (877 amino acids)
Biological process (GO): transmembrane transport
Cellular component (GO): membrane
Molecular function (GO): secondary active sulfate transmembrane transporter activity
Source: RefSeq, a predicted model, not a curated record